This is a messenger RNA of Penicillium diatomitis, 240 nucleotides long. RefSeq lists its product as uncharacterized. The transcript has a single exon. Lineage: Eukaryota; Fungi; Ascomycota; Eurotiomycetes; Eurotiales; Aspergillaceae. Bases 1 to 240 code for a protein of 79 amino acids. The record is from RefSeq and is a predicted model, not a curated record.
AUGGCAAAGACUCCUACGAAUUUCACCGAGUCACCGAGUCCACUAUGCACAAUCCGCACGAGGCAAGGCCAGGCCGAUGUUGCCCCGAACGUCGAUGGAGGCGAAACCUCAGGAUGGAACAUUCUUUUCGGUCUUUGGCCGUUCCAGUCAUGUCGAAUGGGUGGAAAGGCUCCGGAGAGUCCGAUCCCCACCGCACGCGUUCCAUGGAAGACCCGCCCACGAGGCGAUGAGGUCACCUGA